Molecule: messenger RNA, 384 nt
Organism: Endocarpon pusillum Z07020
Lineage: Eukaryota; Fungi; Ascomycota; Eurotiomycetes; Verrucariales; Verrucariaceae
Exons: 3
Coding region: 1-384 (127 amino acids)
Source: RefSeq, a predicted model, not a curated record
AUGUCCAGACGAGCUGUCACAGCCGCUGGUUUAGCCGCAGCUGGCGGCGUGGGGUAUUACCUGUACAAAGCUGGUGGCGACCCCAAAGUCGCCGAGAAGAAAUUCGAGGCGGAUUCUGCCAAGGUUGACGAAGUACGUGGCAAGCUGACAGAAGCCCAGCAAAAGGCCCAAGAAUACAAAGACAGGACUGGCCAGGAGAUGAAACAGGCUGUCAACAAAUUCGACACUACCAUCGAGCAGAAGGCGAGAGCAGCAGAGGAGUACAAAGAACGAGCUGAGAGAGAGAUGAACAAGGCGGUCGAUAAUUUCGACAAGACCGUUGAGAGGAAGGCGGUUGAAGCAAAGAACGGCAUCAGCAGCUGGUUUGGCUUUGGAGGCAAGUAG